Molecule: messenger RNA, 5718 nt
Organism: Colletotrichum gloeosporioides
Lineage: Eukaryota; Fungi; Ascomycota; Sordariomycetes; Glomerellales; Glomerellaceae
Product: Highly reducing polyketide synthase FUM1
Exons: 5
Coding region: 1-5718 (1905 amino acids)
Biological process (GO): secondary metabolite biosynthetic process; fatty acid biosynthetic process
Molecular function (GO): phosphopantetheine binding; fatty acid synthase activity; oxidoreductase activity
Source: RefSeq, a predicted model, not a curated record
AUGACGCUUGCUCUUCAAAACGACAUGAUUCCGCCAAAUGCCAAUUUCAAAUCUCCGAACCCCAAGAUCCCAUUCGAUCGCUACCAGCUAAAGGUUCCUACGCAAGCCAUUCCUUGGCCCCAAGGGAAAGACAGAGUCGUCGGUGUCGGUUCGUACGGUGUCGGCGGCUCUAACGCUUACGCCCUCCUGGCCUCGGUCGACCACACAUACAACAUCAAGCCAGCAGCGGUGCUGGGUCACUCGUCUGGAGAAAUCGCAGCUGCUUACGCCUGCGGGGCAAUUAAUCAACGCGAAGCCAUCAUUAUUGCCUACUAUCGUGGCAAAGUAUUGGGGGCCUUAGAUGAGUCAGUUGGUGGCAUGGCGGCUAUCGGGAUGGGAAAAGCGCAGAUCGCGCCACAUCUACGGCCUGGAGUGUUAAUCGGAUGCGAAAACAGCCCGAACAGCGUCACCCUAACCGGAGAUAAGACAUCUCUCGAUCUGGUUGUCACGGAGAUAAAGAAGGCACAUACGGAUGUACUUGCCAGAGCUCUGCAGGUGGAUAGGGCAUAUCACUCCCAUCACAUGCAGGCUGUUGCUUCACAAUAUCUCGGCCUUCUUCGGCCACAUGUGCAGCCUCGUGACCCAAAGACGCCAUUUUUCUCUAGUGUCACGAACCAGCUCAUAUGCAAGGGGCCUGAACUUGGUCCCGACUACUGGGUCCAGAACUUGGUGUCACCGGUUCUGUUCAAUGGGGCUCUGAGCAAAGCAUUGCACACCCUUGAUUCGGAGAAGCUGUUCCUCGAGAUCGGUCCGCACUCUGCCCUCGCAGGUCCUGUUCGACAGAUCUUAGGGGCAGAGAAAGUCAACGCCGAGUACAUCGCCACCCUCAUCCGCGGUCAAGACUCUCACCAGGAACUCCUUCGUGCUGUGGGCGAGUUGUGGCUACGUAAUCAUCCGGUGGCCUUGGAUCGCAUGUUCGAGGAAGGAGACAUCCUGACAGACCUCCCGUCAUAUCCUUGGCACUAUGAAGGGCCACUGUGGCAUGAGUCUAGGCUAUCUGAAGAGUAUCGUCUACGCAAGUUUCGGCAUCAUGAGCUCCUUGGCAGCAGGGUGUUACAAAGCACAAACACAAGCCCAGCUUGGCGAAACCUGCUACGUCUCGAGGAUGUGCCUUGGAUUUCGGAACAUGAAGUUGAAGGGACCAUCAUCCUUCCAGGCGUCUCCUAUUUGUGUAUGGCUGGUGAGGCUGCUCGACAGCUCACUGGACAAACCAAUUUCACAUGCAAACAAGUUCACUUCAGUGCGGCUCUAUCCAUGACGUACGAGAGCCAGAUGGAAGUCAUUACUCAACUCAACCAAAUACGUCUGGCCGACUCAAUUGACUCGGAUUGGUACGAUUUCACUAUUUCCAGCUACCAGAACGGAGGCUGGGUGAAGCACGCGUAUGGAAGGGUCCGAGGUGACGGUGAAAUGUCGGAUAAUAGUCUGGGACAGUGUCGUACUGAAGAUUCCAGCAGAGUCUUCCCGAGGGUGUGCUCCUCCGCGUCAUGGUAUCGCAAGUUCAGGUCUCUUGGCCUUGAGUAUGGUCCACGCUUCAGCGGCAUGGACAUAGCCGCCGAUCCUACAACACCUCAGAUCCAGGGAACGUUGAGACUUCAGCUACUACCGGGAGAGGAAAAGUACUAUUCUGUCCAUCCAGAGGCGUUGGGCCGUCUAGUGCAAAGCUUAUAUGUGGCCGCCGCCCAAGGUCUAACAAGAAAUUGCAACUCCCUAGCAGUCAUUGCUUACGUCGAUGAGUUUGCCUUUAUCGUGCCCCCAGAAGGAGCCAAAGAGCUGGAAUUCUCAGCCAAAAUCACGGAGCAGAGGCAUGGGGCGUUUCUUGGCAGCGUUGACGCUACCGUGGACGGUGGUAGCGCAGUUGUGAGCUCCAAGGAAUGGCAGCUAUGUAGAAUCAGCGGCUCUAACGACGCAAAUGAGAAUUCUAAUCAAUAUGGAGCUGCGCAGCUUGAGUGGAGGGAAGACAUUGAGUUCAUUGAUCCCUCUUGUCUGAUCCGAUCCGCGAUAAACAGCACGAAGGCUGAGAUUUAUCGACUGCUUGACCGAUUCAACAUACUUUCCUUGACCCGAGCACUCGACAGCAUACGCCACAUUGAUGGUCCUACACGUGAACACCUGACAAAAUACCGCAAGUGGCUUGAAGACACCGUGGCUGGUUUUGCUUCUGGCUCUCUCAAAUGCCCUGGAGUUGCAGACGCUGACCAUCUCGUCAGUAUGACUACAAAAGAGCGAGAUGGCCUGCUUUCAUCAAUCUUCAAAGACCUGGAAAAAAGCGAGGUCCAUGCUCCUGCAGCCGCUAUUCAUCGCGUCAGCUCUUCCUGUGAGGGAAUCUUCAAUGGUGAUGUAAGCGAGCUUGAGCUUCUUCUGGCGGACGGCGUACUUCAAAACGUCUACAACUGCCUUCUUUUAGACACAGACUCUUCAAGCUUGUUAUCCCUGAUUGAACACAAGAAGCCGAAUCUCCGGGUGCUGGAGAUCGGGGCCGGAACCGGAGGUGCGACGGCAAGCACACUCCGGAGCUUGACAUCGAGUCGUGGGCAGAGGAUGUAUCAGUCCUACACAUACACUGAUAUAUCCAGCGGCUUCUUCGCAGAUGCAAAGAAGAGGUUCGAAGACUAUGGAGGGAUUGAAUUCUCCAUUCUUGACAUCAGCAAAGAUCCUUUGGAGCAGGGAUUCCAGGCCGAGUCGUACGACCAUGUUAUCGCAUGGAACGUUAUACAUGCCACACCAAACCUUCACGAUUCGCUGAGUAAUAUAAGGAAAUUGAUACACCCUGAGGGGCGAUUUCUUUUGCAAGAAAUCUUUCCGAUUACUCCCUGGAUCAAUCACUGCUUCGGCGUCAUACCAGGCUGGUGGCUUGGCGAAGCUGAUGGUCGCGUUUCCACGCCCCACGUCAGCUUUGAGAGAUGGAAAAAAGAUCUUUCGGACUCCGGAUUCGGUGACAUAUCAAACAGUUUCGACGGUUAUACGAACAACAACAUAUUUUGCCGGCCGUCACAGCCUGUGCCAUCGUCUACACGAGUCACACUUCUAAAGCACAGGGGCCAAGAUACUCAGCAGCUCCUCGAGAGUCUGCGGCGGGCUUCGUAUGCAGUCGAUGAAUAUACCUUGGAGGAUUCGGAAGCGAGUCUAACCCCAGCGCAAGACGUCAUAUCGAUACUAGAUGUCGUUUCUCCCUUUUUCGCCAGUCUGACAGAGGAACGGUUUGCACACUUUCAGCGAUUCGUCAAGAAUGCUCAUGAUAGCGAUAGUGGUAUUUUGUGGCUUACUGGCCAAUGUCAGGUUGGCGAAAAGAUUCAAUCCGAGUACGCUCCGCUCUUUGGCUUAGCUCGUGUUCUGCGGACAGAGCUUGGGCUUGACUUUGCCACUCUUGAGCUCGAAAGUCUCUCCCCGGCGGCCAUCGCUCAUGUUGUCCCGAGGGUAUGCAAUGAAUUCGGGAAACGCGUCAAGAAUGAUCCGGAUAGCAACCCGGAGUAUGAAUGGGCGGCUGUGGACGGCAAGAUUCUGAUAAGCCGUUAUCACCAUGUUAACCUGACAGCUGAGUCUCGAGUGCUUCCAGAUAAAAUGCGAGUGCGGAAGCUCGCGCAGCACAAGCCAGGAUUAACUGACACACUGUAUUGGAAGCCAAUGAUUGAUCCAGUGCUCGACAAGGACGAAGUCAAAAUCAAAGUGAAGGCCGUCGGCAUGAACUAUAAGGACGUUCUCAUUGCUCAAAGUAUUAUCACCGACACAGCGGCCAUUCAAGAUGGGCUUGGUCUAGAAUGUGCUGGCAUCGUCUUGGAAGUAGGCCCCGAUGUAGACCGUGUCAAGGUGGGCGAUCGCGUCGUGGCCAUAUCUAGCGGGUCAUUCACAAACAUCAAAGUGACGUCCCAGCAGCUAUGCUGCAGGAUACCGGACCAGAUGGGUUUCGAAGACGCUGCCGUGAUUCCUGUUGCAUACUGCACUGCUUUCCAUGCGCUGUUCACCCAAGGUAAAGCAAUCAAAGGAAUGAGUGUCUUAUUAAUCCACUCGGCUACGGGAGGUGUGGGCUUGGCGGCACUCCAGCUCGCCCAGAUGCUGGAAGCUGACAUUUACUGUACUGUCGGCAGUCAAAGCAAGAGAGACUUUCUGGUCAAGAAACUCGGAAUUUCUCCCAGCAAGAUUUUCAACUCCCGCGACUCAUCAUUUCUACCGGGUAUUAUGGCAGCCACAAAGGGACUAGGCGUUGACUUAGUCCUCAACCAACUAUCAGGAGAGCUGCUCCACGCUUCCUGGCGGUGCGUGGCUGAAUUUGGUACCUUUGUUGAGCUCGGCCGCCGGGACUUCCUUGGACAUGCGAAGCUGGCCAUGGACCAGUUUGAAUCUAACCGAACCUUCUCUGGUGUUGAUCUGGCACAUCUCUGGGCCCGCAAGCCGCGAUUUGUUGGGGAUAUGCUGGAGCGAGUUAUAGAUCUAUGGACCCAGGGCCAGAUUAAACCUUACAUUGCUUCUACUUUCUCGGCCGCAGAAAUUUUCCAGCCUUUCCGACAGAUGCAACAGAGCCAGCACAUAGGCAAGAUCGUUGUCACAUUGCCAGAAGAAGCUGAUGCCCAGCUACUUCCCACCGAGCCCCUCCAUAAGACGCUUGAACUACGGCAUGAUCGAUCAUACCUCUUUACUGGUGGUCUGGGCUCUUUGGGGACCGUCAUUUCCUCCUGGCUUGUGGAAAAGGGGGCCAAGGAGAUCAUUUUCCUGUCUCGCUCUGCAGGCUGUCUGCCGAAACAUGCCUCUGUAGCCACAGAGCUGGCAUGUCUGGGUUGCAAUGUCACAUUUGUUUCCGGUAACGUCGCCAAAUUGGACGACGUCGUUCGAGCAAUCAAAAUUGCCAAAAUGCCUAUCGGCGGGGCCUUGCUGGAGCAGCAGCCUGACGUUCUGCUUGACUUCUUCUUCUUGUUCAGCUCCACAGCAGCUACAGGAGGAUGGUGGGGACAGGCCAACUAUCAUGCUGGAAAUUCCUACAUGGAGUCCUUCGCUCGUUACAGGCGAAAUUUGGGAUUAGCUGCAAGUGUGCUAAAUGUGGGCUUCAUCAGCGACGUCGGCUACGUAGCUGACCGACCUGAGGCAGCUGGCUUGGCCAAGGCAACAGGCCAAUGGUUCAACACCGAGGUUGAGCUCCUGGACUGCAUUGAGCAGAUGCUGAUGGAACCUACGACGGGGAGCAGUGCUUCAGCUGCCUCGUGCCAAGUACCUCCAUCUCUAUUGGCCAUGGGUAUGCGGUCCACCAUGCCGCUUACAUCGAAAUCGUGCCGUGUUCCGUGGAAGAGAGAUCGACGAACGCUUGCCCUUCGCAACCUGGACUCGGAUGACAGCAAUAUUCCUUCCGGCUCAGACAGCAUGACAAACGACGAGCUCAGCCACGCCAUCCGAGAGCUCAGCUCUAACAUCGUUUCGCUCCAAUCAGGAGAGACCACAGAAUUCCUAGCAACGCAUAUUGGGAAAACACUGUGCAAAUUCCAGCUUAGACAAGACACCGACCUCGACUUCCAGGCUCCAUUAACGGACCUCGGUCUAGAUUCCCUAGUAGGAAUAGAGGUGCGAGCCUGGAUCAGGCAAUGGAUGGGCGUAGAUCUGGCCACGCUCGAGAUUACCGGUUCCAAAAACCUAGAGCAGCUUGCUACCGCGGUGCAAAAAAGGAUGAUUCAGAGAUACAACUCUAAGACAUGA